AUGAAGAUAGUGACGUUCGCUCAGCACAUUGAAGUCGACCUUGAGUCGGUGGGUCUGCAAUUAAUCUGGGAUCACCAUCAGCAGCUCGCGGUGCACGCCAGUGUCGAUCUCUGGCAAAAGUUGGGAGGUCUCUGUGGGCAUCUCGAUGGCAACUGUGACAACGAUCUAAUGAGCCGAUCAGGCAGCGGGUCCAAGGCAAUUCGCACUUUUACCGACAGUUGGCGCAAUGCUGACCAAACGUGUGUCCUCGAGCCCGAUGAGGAUUUGGCUCAGUGCCACGGAGAUCGCCAUAAGAAGGCGGUCAGCAAGUGCAAGGAUCUGCUGUACAAUCUUAAGCUAAAGUCCUGUCUGGAGCAGUUCAACCAGGAGACUCUACUGCGUACCUGUAUCAGUGACCAAUGUGCCUGUGAUGAUGGUCAGGACUGCAGCUGCAAUCUCCUGCAGUCGCUGGUGGACGAGUCUGCAGCGGUGGCCGCAUCUACCAAACGUGUGGUCCGCAAUCGCAGCCCACCUGCGAGAAUGAAGGAGUGCCCCGAAGGCAAGCUGCAGUACAGGGACACGUGCAUCGAACGAAAGAUGUGUCCCUGCGAGCUGCGGGGACGAGAGUUCCAGCCCGGGGAGAAGCACCAAAAGGACUGCAACACGUGCCUCUGCCAUUCGGGGAAGUGGCAGUGCACCGACAACAAGUGCGACAAACGCUGCUCGGCCUUUGGGGAUCCCCACUAUCGCACCUUCGAUGGCAAACGUUACGAUUUUCAGGGCCGCUGCCUCUACUUCCUGCUCAAGACUUCCAGUCGUUCAGUGGAGGGCGAAAACAUCAAGUGCUCUGGGGCCAUCGAUGAAGCUGUGGAGCCAUCGCCCACUGGACACUCCUGCACCAGAUCGAUAGUUCUGCGUUUUACCCUCAGAGAUGGCGGUCCAACGGUCAUCAAGCUGGACCAGAAGCUCCAUAGCUCUGUCAACGGUGAGGCUGUGACGCAGCUCCCACUGGAGCUGGGCAACUGUGAAGUGGUGCUUCGACUGGCCAGCCAUCAUUUCCUGACGGUCACUUUUGACGACGGCCUGGUGGUGUGGUGGAACAGCCAAUCGACAGUUCACAUUGAUGCACCCUACAGCUACUUUGACAACACGGCCGGGCUCUGUGGCACGUUCAACGACAACACGAAGGACGACUUCCUCACGCCCGACGGUGACUACGAAGGCACCGCUGUGGCGUUUGCCAAUAAAUGGCGGACCAAGGAGAUGUGCGCAGAGCCAGAGCCACCCGUGGCGCCCACACCCUGCUCCGAGAAUCCCCAACAGCUAAAGGUAGCCGAAGAGAUUUGCUCGCUGCUCAGAUCCGACACCUUCUCGCCCUGCCACUGGGCUGUAGAUCCUACCAGCCACUACGAGGACUGUAUUGCCGAUAUAUGUGCCGCCAAGGACUCCACCACAAGUCCGGCUACAACCAACAAGGCCUUGUGCGAGCUGCUUGCCGACUAUGCCCAUCUUUGCGUACGGAAUGGCAUUCACACCAGCUGGCGGCAAUCGAUCAAACAGUGCUCAAUCAAGUGUCCCGAUGGCCAGGAGUACGACGAGUGCGGUGACUCCUGCGCCUUGAGCUGCCACGAUCUGCAGCAUCGAGAUCAGUGCAAGCGCCAGUGCAUUGAAGGCUGCCGCUGUCCCAAGGGACACUUCCUCAACGACGAGCAGGAGUGUGUUCCGCAGAAGGCGUGCUCAUGCCACUACGAGGGGAUUAGCUUCAAGCCAGGCUACAAGGAGGUGCGACCGGGUCCUCGGGUCCAGCAAUUGUGCACCUGUUUGGAUGGCCUUUGGCAGUGCCACGAUGCGGACAAGGAUGACUUAAUCGUUUAUCCGCCAUUAGGCAACCUUCGCAAACAGUGUGCCAAGACUCCCUACGCCAAGUUCGUCUCCUGUGCCCCCAAAGAGCCCAGGACAUGCAAGAACAUGCAUGACUUCAAGCCGGACACUGCCGCCUGUCGUCCCGGCUGUGUCUGUGACGAUGGCUACGUGUACGAUGUGACGCGCCAGCAGUGCGUGCCAUCGGAGAAGUGCUCCUGCUACCAUGCGGGAAGGAGCUUUGAUGACGGCGACACCUUCAAAGAGCUGUGCAAUCUGUGCGUUUGCCAGGGUGGCUCCUGGAAAUGCAGCCGCAACGAUUGCGAGUCCUCUUGCAGUAUCUGGGGUGACUCUCACUUCAGCACCUUCGAUGGUAAGGACUUUGACUUCCUGGGCGAGUGCGAUUACAUACUGUCCAAGGGCGUCAACGAUCAGGGCCUUGGCUUCUCCAUUGUCAUACAGAAUGUACUGUGCGGCUCAUCGGGUGUGACGUGCUCCAAGUCCUUGGAGAUCAAUUUGAGCGGCAAGGCAAGUGAGGGUAAGGGCCAGGGUCAGGAGCAGCUAAAGCUGAGCGCUGGCGGUAUUUAUGCAACGGAUUCCAAUACAUCGACUAUAGCAGGUCUUCGCAAGCAGAUAAGCUCUCAUUCCUCCAGCUCAUUCCACAUCUACAAGGCGGGAGUGUUUGUUGUCGUCGAGGUACUCUCCUUGCAUCUGCAGAUCAAAUGGGACGAGGGGACCCGCGUCUAUGUGAAGAUUGGCAACGAGUGGCAGGGCCGUGUUGCCGGACUAUGUGGCAACAACAAUGGCAAUAGCUUGGAUGACUUCAAACCCCCAUCGGGGGGACAGGAGACAGAGCCCACGCUCUUUGGUCACUCGUGGCGGACGCAUCAGCAGUGCGUGCUGCCCCAACAACUGUUUGAUUCGUGUCAGCGGAAUCCACAGCGUCGUGCCUGGUCCGAGUUGCAAUGUAGUGUCCUGAAGUCGCCCCUAUUCGCAGCCUGCCAUGUGGAGGUGCCGCUGGAGCGUUACCUGAAACGCUGCAUCUUUGACACCUGUUCCUGCGAUCAGGGUGGCGACUGCGAGUGCCUCUGCACGGCUGUGGCUGCCUAUGCCGAUGCUUGUGCCCAGAAAAGCAUCAACGUGCGUUGGCGUACGCCCCACUUUUGUCCCAUGCAAUGUGAUACCCAUUGCUCGGACUACAGUGCCUGUACUCCAGCUUGUCCUGUGGAGACCUGCGAUAAUCUGCUAGAUCAGGGAGAUUCGGGGCGUUUGUGUCAUCACGAGAACUGCGUCGAGGGCUGCCUGAUCAAGCCCUGUCCGCCGGGUCAGAUAUAUUUAAACGACACCCACACGGUGUGCGUGCCCAGGUCGGAGUGCAAGCCAGUGUGUCUGGUGCGGGAGGACAUCACAUACUACGAGGGCGACAUCACCUACACGGAUGACUGUGCCACCUGUCGCUGCUCCAAGAAGAAGGAGGUGUGUAGUGGCAAGCCCUGUCCACCCGUCGUAACCACUGAAGGACCAUCUGUCACGGGCACAGGAACAGUGCCAAAUCAAGAUCGGGGCAAGAACUGUGUGCGCGGCUGGUCGCGUUGGUUGGAUCGUGGCUCGAGUGCGGGUGGCAUUAAUCUCAACGAUGUGGAACCGCUGCCCAAGUUCGAUCGCUUCGAGUCCAUUUACGGCACCUGCAAUCGGGAGUACAUGACCAGCAUCGAAUGCCGCGUUAAGGACACCAAACAGUCGUACGACCUUGUGGAUGAUAAUGUCGUCUGCAACCUGGAUCGGGGUCUUGUCUGUGUGGGUAAAUGCCACGACUACGAGAUUCGAGUACAUUGCCUGUGCGAUGAUGAUGGAUACACCACCGCUAAGCCCCCACCGCCGCCACCACCGCCGCCACCACCCACAGAGAUUUGCGAUCCAUCGUUCCAGAUGUUCAAGGAGUACCCUGGGGACUGCUACAAGUAUCUGCGCUGCGAGCACAUUCCCGGGAAUACAAACUGGCACUGGGUGCCCGGUUCUUGUGGCACCAAUCUGAUGUUCAAUACGGCCAUCGGUGCCUGCGAUCAGGUCUCAAUAGUAUCACGGAUUAGGCCGGAGUGCCGCAAGAUAACCGACCGCUGUCGCGACGAUGAGGAGUGGAACGAUUGCGCCAACCAAUGCGAGCACACGUGCCACUUCUUUGGCCAGCAGUUGAUUAAGCGAGGGCUCUGCAAUCCCGGCGAACACUGCAAGGGCGGAUGCGUGCCUAAGAAGCGGCCGGAUUGUAGGGCCCUAGGUAAGUUCUGGCGCGAUGAGAACACCUGUGUGGAUCAGGAUGACUGUCCUUGCCUGGACGACGACAAUGAUAAGUACGUGCAACCACAUGGGAUUAUUAUCAAUGAUCAGUUCGACUGUCAAUGUGUGUUUAAUCAAUAUGUGUGCGUCCCAAAAAAGACCACCACGGAGGCGCCACCGAUUGGAGGUCACACCACGACUACAGCAUUACCUUUGAUACCCACAACUCUUACUCCGCCUGUAUUGUGCCCAACAAAUAGCAUGGUUCGCUUCUUUACGAGGGAACCCUCUAUAAGCGACAGUGCCUUCAGUGCUUCCAGCUCGCUGAGCAACGACCACGUGGCGCAUUUGGCCCGUCUGCACCGUAAGCCCAAGCUCAAUGCUGGGGCUUGGACACCGAAGAUCAGCGAUCAGUCGCAAUAUUUACAGGUGGACUUUGAGCGGCCGCAAGGCAUCUAUGGACUGCUCAUUGCCGGCGAUCCACACAAUGACAACUAUGUGACGCUCUUCAAGGUGCUGUACAGCCUGGAUGGCGAGGGCUAUCACGAACUGAUCGAUCAACGAGGAGAGCCACAGGUGCUGAUAGGACCUAAGGAUUCGCGUGUGGCCCGUGCGCAUGUUUUCCAGCGCCCCAUCGAGGCCAAGUCUGUGCGUCUCUAUCCUCUGAGAUGGCAGAAUGUCAUUGCCAUGCGCUUUGAUCUACUGCUUUGCAACCAUGUGCCAACCACCACAGCUCCAGUGCCCGAUAGGACGACGCCUCUGCCGCCCACGAAGCCACCACUCGACAGGCUGAUCUGUGACGACCCUCUGGGUGUGGACAACGGAAAACUGCAGCCCCAUCAAGUGACCGCGAGCAGUAUUUGGCUAUCCUCGCAGGUUGAUAGCCAGGUGGGUCUCUUGGACCUGCUGCAGUUCCGCUCCCAGCUGGGCUGGCGUCCACUGGCCAACAAGCAGGACGAGUAUGUGGACUUUGAUUUCCUGGAGCCACGCAACGUGACAGCCGUACAGACACGGGGCGGAGUCCACGGCUGGGUCACCGCCUAUCGCGUACUCUUCUCCCUGAACAGGCUGGUGUGGAACGAGCUGCCUGGACCGAAUGGAGAUGCUCAUAUCUUUGAAGGCAAUCGAGAUGCCCAGGGUAUUCAAACGAAUGGCUUUGUACGACCGCUGGUCACACGAUAUCUACGACUGUUGCCCACGGGAUGGGAGAAGAACAUCAACUGGCGCAUUGAGCCGCUGGGCUGUUUCCUUCCUUACCCCAACACUACUAAGCCCAUUCUGCGACCCUGUACCGUCUGCAAGGGCAUCGACCUGCCGUCUUUGACUGGAGGCGAUUGCCCUUGCAGCGAUGGUCUCUUUUGGUCUGGCUACAAGUGCAUCGAACGUAAUCUCUGCCCCUGCAUCGACAACUUCACGCCCUAUCCCAUUGGAACGAAAUUCGAGAAUAAAGACUGCGAGGAGUGCGUCUGUCUGUUGGGGGGAAUCAUCAGUUGCAAGCCACAGACCUGCCCACCCUGUCCGACCCACAUGCAGCGUGUCCGCAAUGGCUGCCACUGCGGCUUUGCCCCACCAGCGGGGAUUGUAUUCCAAAUGAAUGGUGGUGCAAUCACGUCCAGAAUUGUGCCGAUGAUGAGGAUGAGACAUGUGAUCCUGCACAGACAACGCUGCAGCCACCCACCACCAGAAAACCCCCUACAGAAAAAUGAUGACAUCGAUCAGGCCAUCGAGCCAUUGAAGGAGUGGCUAUCGCAGCUGCAAUCCUCGGAGAACCCAGAGAUUGCUUCAGUGGUCCGUAAAGUACUUUCCUUUUUAACUGCCACUGAAGGGGAGGAGGCGGUGGUGAAGCCUCAAAGCGAGUCAGGUCUAACACUGGAAAUGUUGGAGCUUAAUGAAUUGCCUUUGAUUCCACAAAGGCCAGAGACAGAGGCCUCGCCUGCAUUGCCACUGGGAAUCAUUGAGCUUCUAAAGAAGAUUGGCAUUGCACAACCCACGAUUUCCGAUUAUUCGGAUACGGAUCAGGCAGGGGAUGAGCUAGAGCUGGACUCGGAGACACUGUUGCUAGUAAAUGGCGUACGUGGAACCAAAGAUAAAUCAGAGUUGAGCUUGUACGGAUACAACUUCCAGCUGCCACGAGAGCUGCAGGCCCUGAUGGGUCUCACUCCUUACAUUGCUACCAGAGAUCUGAAGAAUAUGGAGCUUUGCGACGCCUUCUGCUGCCUGCCCCAGAGCAACAAGACUUGCAUGGAUCCCAAGUGUCCAGAGGGUUACGAACCAAUCGUUGAUACUUCCAGCAUUGGAGCCGGAAAGUCUCCCAUCUACACCUGCAGACGGUCACGGAUACCAGACGAUACGUGCGACAUAACCGGACGUAUUUUCAGCACUUUCGAUAGUACCGUCUACAAGUAUGACAUCUGCAGCCACACCCUGGCGCGGGAUACGGACGGUAAUCGUUGGUCCAUCAGCACACAGCUCCAGUGUGCCCCAGAUCAGCCGAGCUGCGGGGCCAAGACACUGAUCAUUAGCGACCAGCAGAGAGGUAUUACCAUCAGCAUUCUGCCCAACCAGCGGGUGAUCUUCAACGGCUAUGAGUUCAGUGUACGCGAUUUGGCCUUGGUAAACGCCAUCCGGCGAUCCUUCGUCAUCAGCCAGAUAGGUGAGACCAUUGUGGUCGUUUGUCGCCAACACAAGUUCUGGGUGCAGUAUGCGGCCAGUGGGAACAUAAGGAUUGGUGUCUCCCAGGACCUGCUCGGCCGUGUGGAUGGGUUGUGUGGCUUCUACAAUGGUCGAAGUGAUGAUGAUAAGCGUACCCCUCAAAGAUUACAUGUGAUCAGCAGCACAGACUUUGGGGAUGCCUGGUAUGACCGCAAGGUGCCACUGGACAAGUGUCGGCCGCAGGUCUGCCCCGUGGAUUUGCAGCAACGAGCCCUACAAAUGUGCCAAGCAGUCAGACAUCCCUCGUUUGGAGCCUGCAGCGUCUCGGUUAACAUCCAGGACUUCCUCAGCCGGUGCGUGGAGAAUACCUGCGAGUGCCUGAAGGCCAAUGCCGGUGCCGAGGGCAGCUGUCGCUGCGAUCUUCUGCAGCAAUUCGUUGGUCAAUGCCUGGCCGUCAAUCGACACUUGCAGCUGACUAGCUGGAGGAGUGUGCACCGCUGCAACCAGACCUGCCGUCCCCCUCUUAUACACCACGAUUGCUACAGGCAACGCUGCGAACAGCAGUGCGGCGACCUCCAGAGCGGCCAGACGGCCAGCGUUUGUCCAUCCAUACCAAGGACCUGCUUCUCCGGAUGCUACUGUCCCGAGGGCACUGUGCGGCGAGGUGAAGAAUGUGUGCCCAUCGAGGACUGCAAGGACUGCAAAUGCACCUUGUUCGGGGCCAGCAAGUUUGUCACAUACGACGGAAGCAGCUACAGCUUCAAGGGCAACUGCACCUAUCUGGUUACCAGGGAUCUGCUCCUGCCAGGCAGCUACCAUUUCCAGGUCUAUGCCACCAUCAAGCCUUGCGGUCCCACGGAGACGGAAAGCUGCGUGCAGGCGCUGCAUGUGACUGCUGGAGAGAACACUCUCCACAUCGAACGACACGCGCAGGAUGUGAAGCUGUUGGCUGAUGGCUAUCAAGUCUCCCUGUGGCCUCAUCAGUCCACCUGGCUGAAGGUGAUUCAACAGAGGGAACAGCAACUGAUUGUGCAACUGCCACAAGCCAAGCUCGAGUUGAUUGUGAAUCUGAAUACACUGCAGUUUCAGCUGAGUGUUCCUUCGGUACGGUAUGGCAGUCGCAUGGAGGGUCUGUGCGGCAACUGCAACGGCCUUAGCAUAGACGAUUUGCACAUCAAUCCCCUUAAGAAACCUACGGAUCAGCGUCCCUUGGGGUUGAUAGACUUUGUCACCAGUUGGCAGAUAGACGAACCCCGGCUGGGCAUUAACACGCGUCCCUGUCAGGGCCAUCAGAUCUGCAAACCCCUGCCCCGGGAGCGCAAUCUUUGCUAUCACCUGAUCGUACAGUCGGGCAUCUUUGACCGUUGUCCUUUGCUCGUAGAUCCGCUGGCAUUCAUUCAGGCCUGCCAGAAGGACACCUGCACUGCCACCACGGACAAGCAGGUGAUCUGUGACGCUCUCAGUGCCUAUGCAGCCGAGUGUAACGCUGCUGGCGUCUGUGUCGACUGGCGUCCCUUUGCCGAGUGCCCGGCACAGUGUCCGCCUGGAUUGUCCUACAAGUCCUGCGAUUGCGACGUCAACUGUGACACUGGCGUUGAUCGUGUUGAUCAGAGCAAUCUGGCGAUCAUUUUCAAGGGACGCUGCCUGCAUACAGAACGUCACGAGGGCUGCUUCUGUCCCGAUGACAAGGUACUUCACCACGGCAAAUGCGUAUCCCCCAGCAAGUGCAUAACCUGCGGCGACGGCCGUCACGUGGGCGACGUUUGGCAGCCGGAUAAAUGCACAAAUUGCACUUGUCUCGCCAGCGGACAGGUCAGCUGUGAAAAGGAGCAGUGUGGUCGCGAUGCGGAUCACAUCUGCCAGAAGGGCUUUACUCAGGUGGUGCUGCAAAGGGAUUACGAGUGCUGCCCCACUCGCAUAUGCGUGGGAAACAUUGAAAAGCCUCCUGGACACGUUUGUGAGAAGCCCAAGUUGCCCGAUUGCGGUCCAGACCAGCAUCGAAUUGUGGACAAGGAUGUCAAUGAAUGUCCCAUCUAUAUAUGCGAAUGCAAGCCCAAGGUUCAAUGUGAGCCUACUUCUCCAGUGAAACUACGACCAGGAGAGGAACUGCAACCCGUAGACGACGGUUGCUGUCCCGGACAACGAAGAGAAAUUGCCCGGAGACUGCUGUGCCGUACACAAAGUGUGCCGCCCAAGGAUAAGUGCCUGAGUCAUCACGACAAUGUGGUGCAAGCCCAUCGAACAGGCGACAAGUGGCAGGAUCCGCUGGACCCGUGCGUCUCGUACGAGUGCGUGGUUAUCGGCUAUCUGUUGCAGACAGUGAACACCAUUCUCAGCUGUGACAAAAAGUGUCCGCUCGGGUACACCUACGAGCACACGAAUAGCGCCAAGUGUUGCGGCUCCUGCGUGCCAACGGGCUGCCAUCACGAUGGCAAACUGUACAAGCCAGACGAGCAGUGGCGCAGUCUGGACAAGUGCAUCACGUACACUUGCGUGUCCCUCGACGGUCAGCUGAUCAGACACGAGUCGCACGAGACCUGUGCGGAUGUCAGCCAGUGCCCGCUUGCGGAUCUUGUGGAUAAUGGCGGCUGUUGCAAGCAGUGCAAGAGUAGGCCCCCGACGCUGGAUAAAACAGGCUGUCAGGCCGUAUCUCUACCCCUUCAGCACACGGUUAGGCUGAUCAGAUACAAGAGCCAGGAUCAUGGGCAAUGCUUCAACGAGCAACCGAUCCAGGGUGUCACCCAGUGCGACGGUGCCUGCGAUUCGGCCUUCAAGUACAAUCCGCUUUUGAUCAAGUUUGAGGAUAAGUGCAGCUGCUGUGCCGCCACGGGUUUGAGAACCGUCUUGGUGAAGGUAAAGUGUGCCGAUGGAAACUAUCUAGAACAGUCCCUGGAAGUACCCACAGGCUGCAGUUGUGAACCGUGCAACAAACACCAUUUGGCAAAAGUGCAGCCUGUUGAGGAACCGAAACCCGUGUCUGUGGGUGAGCUCUUGGACAAGGAGAAGGAGAACGAUGAUGAAGAGGAGAUUAAUCUGCAAGACUUACUCGAUCAAAGCGGUGGCGUAAUUACACGUUAACCGGAACCAUCCAUACCCGGAUAAUAUUAUAGAUUAAAAAGUAUGAACCAAGAUAACUAACUUAAUAAAAGGCUCCUACGCA
Drosophila persimilis is the source of this 9925-nucleotide messenger RNA. RefSeq names its product hemocytin. Gene Ontology annotation, cellular component: extracellular region; extracellular matrix. The record is from RefSeq and is a predicted model, not a curated record. Bases 1 to 9843 code for a protein of 3280 amino acids. Lineage: Eukaryota; Metazoa; Arthropoda; Insecta; Diptera; Drosophilidae. The transcript is spliced from 15 exons. Gene Ontology annotation, molecular function: protein binding; chitin binding.